GCAGACCUCUUCCAACGAUGCAAGACACGGAUUAAACAAAGGGAAAGGCAAUAAUAGAGCAGAGGAAGGAAAGCCCUACGAAACUCGGCAGCCUGCCAGCCUAGCUGCCGCAGCGGUGGAGCGCCCAAGUAGCCACUAGUCCUCACUCCCCACCCACAGCAGUCCAUCACCCACCCCUUCCGCUCUGGUCCGAGGCGCACAUAGAUACAGAGGAGCACGCACGAAGCCAAGCCUGACUGCGUCUUCUUCUUGCUUCCUCCUGUGCUUCGUUCUCUCUCCCCCAGCCUCCUCUCGUCCCUCUCUUCUUGGCUUCUUGCACGCCUCUCUCCUUGGGUUGGGUCCAAGAAGCGGAAAAGGGCAGGAAGGCGGGGGCAGGAUGAAGGCGGGGGAGCGGCCGAAGCUGGUCCGGGGCCUCCGGCAGGAGUCGCGGCGGUUCCGGCUGCUGGUCAUCGUCGUCGGCUUCUUCCUCGUCUCCCUCACCUUCGUCGUCGUCUCCAAGCCCGAUGCCAUCCUCUUCAGCCUGAACGGCAAGCUACCGGUGGACCAGGCGCCGACGUCCAUCCUGAUCCAGCAGAAGGUCAACUCGCCCCCCGCCACGUCCUGGAAGACCUCCACCGACGCUCUCCGUGGAGAUCCCAGAGUGGUGGACGACGAAGCCUAUGUGAAACCAAAAGGGACCAAAGGCGAGGAGGAAGAGAGCCGGGUGCUGAACGAGCUGGACCCGACCAGCGGAAUGACGGAGCUGACCCCUGACAAGGACGGCAGCGGCCAUACAUCCGACGAGGAGACGUUAGGCGGUGGAGGUGACGGGGAGCGGAAAGGGAAGGAGAAGGAGCGUGGGCACACGGCAGGGGAGAAGCAUAAAGUCACCCUCCCAACCGUUUCCAAUUAUACCAUUCGUGACACCGAAAAUGCCAAGCAAGACGGUACGAGCAAUGUCCAGCAGGGGAGCAAGCCUUUGUGUGAUUUCUCAAAUUUUAGAGCAAAUGUGUGUGAGAUGCGUGGUGAUGUUAUUGUUCACCCGAAUGCCACUUCGAUCUUGUACAUGGAGCCUGAAGGUUCGCAGAGAGAUGAGCUGUGGAAAAUAAAGCCAUACCCUCGGAAAGGGGACGAGUUCUGCCUUAGCCAUAUCACUGAGCUGACAGUGAAAUCAAGCAAAGUGGCCCCUGAAUGCACCAAGUACCACGAUGUGCCUGCUGUGAUAUUUUCAUUGACAGGAUACACCGGAAAUCUGUUCCAUGACUUUACGGAUGUGAUGGUUCCUCUUUUCACGACUGCAAGCGAGUUCAAUGGAGAAGUUCAGUUCCUUAUAACAGACAUGGCACUAUGGUGGACGAUCAAGUAUCAGACUGUGCUCCAGAAGUUAUCCAAAUACCCUGUGAUCGAUUUCAGCAAGGAUGACCAGGUGCAUUGCUUCAAGCAUGUCAUCGUCGGCCUGCAUGCUUACAUGGAGUUCACAAUCGACUCGUCGAAGGCCCCACACAACUAUUCGAUGGUUGAUUUCAGCAGAUUCAUGCGCGGAGCUUACUCACUGGGCAGGGACACCGUUACCGUGCUCGGAGAGUACCCUAAGGUCAAGCCCAGAUUGCUUAUCAUCAAGAGGCACCGUACAAGAAUGUUCCUCAACCUCGAUGAGAUCAUUGCAAUGGCUGAGGAGCUCGGCUUUGAGGUAGUGAUUGAUGAGGCCAAUGUGAGCUCAGAUAUCUCCAGGUUCGCCAGGCUGGUUAACUCCGUCGACGUGAUGAUGGGAGUCCAUGGAGCUGGCCUCACAAACUGUGUGUACUUGCCACAGAAUGCCGCGCUGAUUCAGAUAGUGCCGUGGGGCGGGCUGGAAUGGGUAUCCCGCACCGAUUUCGGCAACCCAGCGGAGCUCAUGGGCCUGCGAUACAAGCAAUACAGCAUCAGCGUCGACGAGAGCAGCCUCACGGAUCAAUACCCCAGUGACCAUGCGAUCUUCAAGAACCCUAUUUCGUUCCACAAGCGUGGAUUCGACUUCAUCAGGCAGACCUUCAUGGACAAGCAGAAUGUGAAGCUGGAUGGCAAGAGGUUCAGGCAUGUUCUCCUCGAGGCACUGGAUAACCUCAACCCAUAAAGGUCGUGGAUUCGCUAUUGGGCAAUGGUGUUUGAGAUUCUUGUAUACAGUCCAUUUUUUACCAUUCGUUGCCUUUUAGUAAAAUUUGUUGUUCGUUCUGUCCCUACAUGACGAGAAGGUGCGUAUUGUCGAAAUUGUAGAAACUGGUUUAGAAACUAUUGUGUAUACUGUAUAAAUUGCCGUCGGUGCAAAGAUGGAACGAAAUUCAUUCUAAUCAUGUAUAGCCUCCUCGAAAAAGAAUAUCAAAUGUUUCUGUAGUCA
Molecule: messenger RNA, 2353 nt
Organism: Phragmites australis (common reed)
Lineage: Eukaryota; Viridiplantae; Streptophyta; Magnoliopsida; Poales; Poaceae
Product: alpha-1,3-arabinosyltransferase XAT3-like
Exons: 6
Coding region: 377-2092 (571 amino acids)
Molecular function (GO): glycosyltransferase activity
Source: RefSeq, a predicted model, not a curated record